Molecule: messenger RNA, 1654 nt
Organism: Humulus lupulus (European hop)
Lineage: Eukaryota; Viridiplantae; Streptophyta; Magnoliopsida; Rosales; Cannabaceae
Product: protein NTM1-like 9
Exons: 5
Coding region: 98-1105 (335 amino acids)
Biological process (GO): regulation of DNA-templated transcription
Molecular function (GO): DNA binding
Source: RefSeq, a predicted model, not a curated record
UCGCUCAUCGUGCUUAGACUGAACAAAAUCAAAAGAGAGCCAAACCCAACUCACAGAAUCAGAUCGUACUUAUUAUUCGUUGGUAGAGAAGAGAGAAAUGAGUGACUACGUACCGGUUUGGGUUCGUCCACCAUGUCCAUUCUUCAAAUUCAAGCCCACCGAGGAGGAGCUCAUCACUCACUUAAACCUGAAGACUCUGGGAAAAGAAUCCGAUCUCGAUUCUUACAUUGCCGAGGUCGAUCAUAUCUGCAAGUGGCAGCCAUGGGAAUUACCUCAUUUUUCGAAGAUAGAAUCGAAGACGGAGUGGUGGUUCUUAUGCCGCCCAGAUUACAAGAACAGCCAUAGUAACAGGUCAAACAGGACGACUAAAACAGGGUACUGGAAGAAAACGGGUAGGGAAUGCAACACCAAAGGUUGCGAUGGAAGGAAGAGGAUUUUGGUCUUUCAUGACGGCUCUUCUUCAGGAAAACGAACCGAUUGGGUCCUCCACGAGUACUAUUCUCUUCAACCCAAUGUUGCCUUUUCUCUCCAGAAGCCAGACUAUGUUAUUUGCCGAUUGAAGCGCAAACAUCAGGAGAAGGGCCAAAAUGAAUGUGAAAUGGCAUCUGAUCUUGGAAACCCAUUAGUGUCUACUACACCUACAACGGUUAAUGUUAUAUCAUCCCCACAACAGCAACGCUCACCAGAACUGUGCAACACAGAGGCGUUGCCUGAUGAAGAUAUCUGGGCUCUAAUAGAUAUGCCAGAAUUUAGCUGGAAUGAAUUAGAGAAAUGUUUAGUAUCUGCUGAGAUUACAUAUAAUAGCUCCAACAUGAGAGAUCCAUCAAUGAGUUUACAUGAUGGUCCACUUAGCAGAGACACACAAGCCGUAGAAAUCAAUGAACCGUAUAUUCAAACAUGGAGAGCUGAAGUCCAUUUGGUUCGCUUCUUGGCCCAAAGAAAAUCCCGAGUGUCUGAGUGGUUUAGACAUCAAUUGAAACUCUACAUUAUCUUAUGGAUAAAGAUUCCAUACAAGAAACAACUGUUCCCAUUAUUCAUAAGAGUUUCAAAGUGGAUGCUUCUUCUGCUGGCUAAGCGGCAUUCAAAGAGGAGUUCGGCUGUUUGAUUACUUCAUAAGGAGUAUCAUUAAGUUUUCGUAGCCGAUUUAUAAGUGCGUGUUGAAAUACGCUAAAGAUAGUACAAUUAGCCAUCGCGGCAAGUACUAAGCCCCGAUGAGCUGUAGGGCGCGACAGUCACCGCAAAACUUAAUUAGGUUACAAAUUAUCUUUACCAGUUUUGAAUUGACUGCUUGAUGUCCGGGAAAGGCUACGAAAAGGCUGUUUAGUUCAUUUCCUAGCUAGCAUGCAUGCAACAACUUGCUCUUGCCGUGGAAGCAGUUCGAUAGGGAUGCUUAUUUUCCCUACGAGGACGGGACAACGUGGGACCCGCCCCUAUUGGGGUGGGGAAUCCCGUUUAAAUAGGGAACGGGACGGGGAUGAGAUAACUUUUAAUCCCCGAAUGUUAAAUAGGUUGGGUAUUUGCUCCCUGCUCCGACGGGGUUCGUUUAAAUUUUUAUAUAUUGUUGUAAUAUUUAUAUGUAUUUUAUAUAUUUCUUAUGUGCUUUUGUAAUAUAGUAGUAAAAUUUUUAAUAUUUUAAUUUAAAUAUAAUUUAUGA